This is a messenger RNA of Paramecium octaurelia, 189 nucleotides long. NCBI's taxonomy places the organism in Eukaryota, Ciliophora, Oligohymenophorea, Peniculida, Parameciidae. The record is from the annotation of a GenBank genome assembly.
AUGCUUUAAUUAAGAAAAUAGGGGUAGAUGAAAAUAUAAUUGAAUUCUGAAAAUAUUUAGUCCUUCUCACUUCCAUCGAUAAUAAAUUCAUCUAAGUGGGUCAAAUUCUAUUCAUUGUUAAUUGAAAUGUAGGUUGACCUGAAGGCAUAAUCUUUUGAAAAAAUUACCAUUUAAAUUACCACACUUUGA